GGUCGCUCUACGGCGGAGGUUAUGACCCGUAAAGUGAUCUAAAAUGGACAUGUAUUCUCCACUAAUUCUUAAUUAAAGUGAUCAAACAGCAUUUCAAUAAUAAAAAUGCAUAUCUUAUUUAUAUUGUGUUUUAUAAUCGUCGGUAUAUACUCGUGUGUUUCAUGGCUCCUCCCGACUCUCUUAGCCUGGCUGUUCAAGAGAAAAUACCAUAUAAAGCUGAAAAUCGGUCGCAUUGGUCUGCCAAAGUUAAUAUUACGAGAUGUUAACUUAUCUAGAGAUGGAUAUUCUAUUCAAAUUGACGAAAUCUCCUUCAGCAGCAGUUUCUUCAACUCGGAAACCAACAAGCUUGUGUCUGUACUCAUCAAAGGUUUCAACGUAACAAACAAUGUCGAAGAGAAACGGAGCACGGUGGAGACUAUUCUAAAGCCGUUGCUCUCGAAACAGAACUCGACGAAUAGUAGGGGGGAGGUGGAGGAGAUGAGUUUUGAGGAGCUGGAUCGAGGGUUGAGGGUGACGGAGAAGAAAUUACUGGAUUUUAGAGAUAAGAAGCUACCACCUAGCUUGAUUAUGUUUGCUCAGUUCAUGGGGGUCCACAUAACAAAUGCGUCAGUGACCAUCCACGGUCCCUCCUUCACGCUGGAGGCUUCAGCUUGCCAGCUGCACGCGGAUGGAUCGGCGGGAGGCCCGGCUCGUGCGUUGGUGUUCUGUGCAAAUUUACUUGAAGCUAAGGCUCGCGUUCUGAAGGAGCGGAACGUGCUUGCAGAGGCGGGACUCAGCGUCCUAGUUGAAGGCACAGUGAAAGCUGAUGGACCACUCAAUGUUGAGAAAAUCCACUGCGCCGUUAGCAACACUCAGAUAUCAUUCCAUGACGAGUUACAUGAGCUUGUUAAGAAGCAGAGGCGGUACAAGCGACCACAGGUUAGACAAUAUGCCGCUGAAGAUCAAGAGGCGUCACCUGCGCUGCCGAGGUUGUCACCUGUAGUACCAAAGAUAUUUAGUUUAAAAAUUGACACAACGAAUGUAACUUGUAUAGACAACGUUACGAAAACAGACUUCAAGGCGUCGCUCAACAGUUUUCAAGUGAAUUCUCGAUUUAGCGCCGCAACAGUCCACACGGACGCUUCGGGCGUAGAAUCGAGCGCUCGCGUGCAAAUGUACGUGGCACUGCAAAUGGAACAGUUGCAAUUGACGGCGCAAUGUCGCAAGGAGAUGCCUGAGGAAAUAUUGCUGUAUAAUAAUAAGUUGAAAUUGGAUGCUAAGCUGGAAAAAGGCGUACUGAAUCUCUACCUAAUCCUGAGCACACUAAAACUGUCGUACGACCAUGAGAACGUGUUCCGAUGGUACACCUCAGUGUUGGAAAGACUCGACAAGACCAAACCCAUGCAGAUACAGCCUGUCACCACACCCAAAUCUCCAGGUCUUUUAGACUGCAUACUUCGCGCAUGCGUAGUACAAGGAUGUGCAGAACUUCGUCACGGUUCGCUGCGCGCACGUUUACCUGCGCCACUGUCCAUUGGCUGUCAGGGUCUCAAGGUCAAGUUGGAUCAACUGGUUGACACAAGAGAGGAGCCCUACACAGCUUCCUUCCCGCGCGUCCUCCUCGGCUCUCGUCACUGGAGUACAGAACUACUGGUAGACUCCGGCUGGUUGUCAUGCGACGCGCGAGAGGAACCACCGCCUCGGAAACACCAUGCUUGGGGCGCGGCGUUACUCGCUGUGGCCUUGGUGAAGUGGGGCAGCCACGGACCGAGAGACUCCAAGGUGGAAGCUAUGAUGGACUGCCUCCGCCUGGAAUGGUCGCACACCGUGGCCGCGACCAUCAUCAGCCUCCUGGACUGCCUGCGCGCCUACCGCGCCCCCCGCGCCGCCGCCCCCGCCCCGCCCUCGCCCUGCCUCGUCACUGUCAACAUAGCGCUCUCGCAUAUCAACGCGUUCCUGAUAGUGAAUGAGGGGAUGUGUUUAAUGACGAGAGUGGAUGCUGUGACGGUGGAGAAGGGAGGUGUGAGGGGCGCGGCGGUUGUCUCUGGGGUAAAAGUCGUGGAUAUGGUGCCUUUUAAGGGCAACUUCCAAUGUCAACGCUCAGACGAAAUCCCAAAAUCAUUUUUCCACGUCCGUCUAGCAAGAAUCGAACACACACCAAAGGAAGAAAAGAAUUCUUCGCUCCUAGACUUCCAAUUCCUUGAAACAACUGACUGCGAAUGGAGCGCUAAUUUACACUUGAAAAUAUUAGAGUUUGUGAAGGCAGUGAGAGGGUUUAAAGAGGAGUUGGGUAAGAGGAGGAGUGGGGCUGGGGGGAAGAAGAGUAAGCUGGAUUGGAGGGUGGGGAUUAAGGGGGAGACGAGCUUGGCGCUGUUGUUGUCGAAGGAGAAUAAUAUGAUUUUUGUUACUGAUGACCUAACAGUCUCCUACGACCACAUACUUGGGCUAUCCAUAGUCUGGAGUCAGCUAAAGAUGAUCCUCAACGGAGAUGAAGUUAUCACAGUAGAGGGAUACACACAGGAGAGGGCCCAAGAUGACCAUGAGGUCAGAGUAGAGAGAAGUGCUGCUGAAGGAUUUGUACUUCCUUGGAACAGAGUCUGGGCGGUGUCUGUAGAAUCAGUGCGAGUAAUAUUCCCAUACAAGCACCGCUUCGCGGACGCGGUGCAAGGCGAUUUCGUGUCGCACUUCAAGUGGCUCAAGAAAGUGCAUGGCAUCGGGAAGACGAAGGGAGAGAAAUCGCUUCCUAGCGACUUGCAUAUUAAGAUUGAGGAGGUCCUAAUGGAAAUGAGUGACGACCCGUUCGAAGUCAAGUUACGGGAUAAUUAUGAAUUGUUAGAAGACGAGUAUAAAGAGAGCCAAAAGCGACGGAGUAUGUUGGAUGCGAAGGUCCAAGAGCUCUGCAAGCCUCACCUCUUCCUCCCAGCCGGUAAAAUCGACGAGCUCUACGCCGCCCUAAGUCAGAAAGACGCACAAAUCUACGUCGUGCGAUGUCGCGCUGCGCCGCCGCCGCGGACACGUCUUGUCGCGUGUUGUUUGAGUGGAUUUAGAUUAUUGGCAUUGGCUGAUCCGAGUAUACAUGGAGCGCGGGCGCAGGAUAGAUUGAGAGAGCUAGAUGCUGAUAGUCCGUGGCCUGAAGACGGUGUAGAAUUCACGACCCUGUGGUGCCGCGCCAUCAGUCUAAACUGUGCGCAGUGGCAGUUGUUGCUACGAGAUUUCCCGCAGCCCUUACUGAGGAUGAGUUCACUGCGGCUGUGGGGCUCGCUCUGUGGCGCCGAAGAGGUGCCGCCGCCUAGAGCUGUCCGCACAGUAACGAUAGACCAAGGUGAGCCGUGGGGAGAGAUGGAACUAGAACGAAGCAUGAUGCCCCUGAAGUGGUACUACGACUUGUGCUGCGAAAUGGCCGAGUUCAGCUACGCGUUCGGACCCUGUUGGGAGCCGGUUAUCGCGCAAUGUAACUUAUCAUUCGACCAAGUAUCACGGCCAUCUCUCGACCCCUCCGCGCCGCUUUCGUUUUGGGACAAAGUUCGUCUACUGAUGCAUGGACGACUAACGGCGAACUGUGGCAAAUUUACUUGCCUACUACACGUGUCGCUGGACCCGUAUAAUACUACUGAAGAGAUGGAGUUGACGUGGACUGAUUUGGUCUUAGAUUGGACUAAUGGUAAGCUCGGUUUCCUCGGCGAACUAAACGUGUUCGUCCGCACGGCCAGCAAGUACGACGAUUGUCGCGUGCUUCGUGUCCCAGCGCUCAAGCUGUCUGUGAAACUCGGUUGGUUGUGCGUUGGCGAUCCGCGCGACCACCGCGCUGUUGCGCCGUGCGCGCCUACUAGACUACCAGAAUACUCUAGUAACCAGGAACACGAUUCGUACCGUGCCUUCCGUUCUCAAAAUCUGGAUCUACACAUAAGCAUGGAGACGAGACCUAUUGAAAAGGACGGACCUAUUCUACUGCUCUAUGGAAGUACUUUAAGAUGGUUCGAGAGCUUAAAACUGAUCCUCUCUGGAGUGACUCGGCCGACGCGCCGCGGUCGCGUGUUCCAAAACUUAAAGCCGCGAAAGCUGCAACUCUCGCGGCAUUACCGUGAAGUCAGCGCCGCUGUUACAUUGCACAAUCUACAGGUGUUCUACUGGUCUUCCUCAUCCAUGCAACGCGGCAUAGAAAUGCUAGGCGUCCGCGUCACCUGCGGUUCCAAACACAGACUGUCUCUCGUCAAAACCAGCGAUAACUUGGUACGGAGGCCGCGCGCGAACUGGACGACGGGGUAUAUGAACUGCGAUCUCAAUGACGCUGAGAUAUGGCUGAAAACGCCGGCGGCGAUGCCUGACGACAGAGAUGGGGAUGAGACUUUAGCCCUGAAGCCAGCUCCAAUGGAGAAAUGCUACUGUCUCUCCGUUCGCCGAGUGUCGUACGGUCGAGAAUGUGGGGACGCAGAAUCGGCCCCCACACAUAGACUGGCCGUACACGAUCUGAGGGGCGCUUGGACUAAGCUUAAUAGGGACCUGGCGUUCGCUCUGAUUGAUACAUACAUUAAAACACAGCAACUGAAAAAGAAUCUGUCAACGAAAGCGCUCAAAGAAGAAGACAGACUAGACGCGUCACCCAAACACCAGCGGGAAGGCGACGUAGCUUCGCCACCUCCCGCUUCAUCUCAAUCAAGCAGUGCUCCUGGUUCAAACGCAGAAGGAAUGCUGGCAGCUUUAGUUGCUGAGGCCGGGAGCGAAGCCCCUGUAGUUUUUAGCGACGACCUGAGUGGCGCCGAAGGGGACACGCCACCGUCUCAUCCUCAUCAUCCUCGUCAUGUUUUGGAUGAUGAAAACGCUCAUACGGCGUUCCUUAUUGAGUUAGUGAACUCGCAAGUAGUCCUGAAAGGCUGUGAGAGUCGUGGUUAUGUCAUCUUAUGCGCGGCGCGCGCAGAAGUUCGGCAAAGGGUACGUCGUUCGCCCGCCGCUACAGCCUGGAGUGGGGCCUUGUCGGCCAUGCAGUAUUAUGCCACCGUCAGCGCCGGAGACAAAGACCAGUUAGACGAAAACAUCCAGUGGGUAUCCGUAGAAGAGAUCUCAGAACGUUGCGGCGGCGCUGAAAUCAGUACUUUACCAGACGUCCCAAGACUUGUUGGCAGCGGCCAUUCGGCCGGAGGGGUUAUAGGCCGCUGCGUCGGACCUAGCGAGCACGCGGGUCUCGCCCAGCUCCAAAGAAUAGUCUCCCGAUGCGCGUGCGAGUUCUACUACGUGUCCCACGAUUCGGCAGAAGUUAGCAGCGGCGGGGCGGCAGGCUGGGCCUCCGCCCCUCAACCAUACGACUCUUUCACACUAAUGCACCAUGACCUCGAUGUCUGCACCAACUCACUGCAGUACGCGAUGCUCCUCGACGUAGUGAACAACGUAGUGCUUCACGUGGAGCCAGAACGUAGGCGCACGUUGGAGCGGCGCGCGCGCACACGCUUCCAGUUACAGUUACACCAAGACCAGGAUCCAAGGACGCUCAUACAUAGCACGCAGACACAGGUCCGUGAGUCCCUCGCCCGUCUUCGGCGACUGGAAAAAGAGUACUAUCUGAAGAACCGCUCUAUUUCUAGUGAAGAUCCCGACCCGCUAGCCGUUGCCGAGUUGAAGAGUUUGGAUGAUCAGGUCAACGAGUGCAAAGAGACCGUCUGGUCCCUCGGCGAAGAGCUGGACGCUAUGGUCCGCGCGUGGCGAGAGACUCGCCGGGGGGCCGCUCCCGCCGUGCGGAGCCCCUCCGCCCCUCCACACAGAUACAACGAGAUCUGCUUCAAGAGCGCGCGCUGGAGGCUCACGGACGCUGACGGCCAGUUGGGCAUCGCUGACUUAUUGCUGACGAAUUUCCUGUACACGAAGACUUCCCGCUCGGAUGACUCGGUGGAGCAUCAGCUUGAAGUGGGAUACGUCCGCGUCACCAACCUACUGCCAAAUGAACCUUUCCCGGAGGUGUUGGUACCCCAAGCGCCGUCAGGACGAGCGCCGUUGGCCCGACGUGCAACUUUGCGUGUAUUCUGUAGAGAUCGACCACCCGUUGGUGGUAUCAGUGUUAAAGAACACUUUGAGGUCAACAUCGUACCCAUCAGGAUAGGUCUCACAAAGAAGUUCUUCAACACCAUGCUAAAGUUCUGCUUCCCUGAACGCGACCCUGACUCCAUCGAGGAUGGCGAAGAAGAUGAGGGUACCCUUCGAGCUGGUUCCUCCACAGCCAGCCUGGUUUCCACUGGAUCGAAGAAGGCUAAGAAGAAGGGCAAGGAUUCCAACUCCAACUUCUAUGUCAAGAGGGAUAAGAAGGAUAAAGAUGAUGUGGAGAAGAUGAAGGAGCGCGCAGAGAAAAACAAACUGUUCAUCUACAUCAAGAUCCCAGAAGUGCCAGUACGGGUAUCCUACAAGGGGAGUAAAGAGAAAAAUCUAGAAGAUGUUCGGGAUCUUCCACUCGUUCUGCCUACCCUGGAGUACCACAACGUCACGUGGACGUGGCUAGAUCUGGUGCAGGCUACUAAGAGUGAUACCAGAAGGGUGAUAGUAUCGCAGGCGAUCCGUCAGAAGCUGCAACUGCACCGGCGCUCCGCUGCCGCCCCGGAGCCACAUGAGGAAGACAAAGCCAGGCUACUUCUUGGAGAAAGAACCGUAGCGGAGAACAAACCUCAAAAGAAGAGCGUACCAGGCGUCUUCAAAUUCUCCAAAUCCUAGCACAAGCAUUUAUUCUAAAUCGAACCAUAAGCAGACUGCAUAGGAUUCAGUUUUGAAUCGUAGCUUAAGCGUAGUCCAUGCUAGUGUAGCCACUAGUUACCAGUUAAUUUUGGAAGGAUGUUCCGUUUAAGCGAAAAUGUAACUUAAGUCGUAUACGAUUGUGGUGUAAUUACUGUGUCAGAAUAU
Leguminivora glycinivorella is the source of this 6855-nucleotide messenger RNA. RefSeq names its product protein KIAA0100 (gene hob). The record is from RefSeq and is a predicted model, not a curated record. The coding region runs from base 106 to 6669 and encodes 2187 amino acids. Lineage: Eukaryota; Metazoa; Arthropoda; Insecta; Lepidoptera; Tortricidae. The transcript is spliced from 41 exons.